Molecule: messenger RNA, 1596 nt
Organism: Monascus purpureus
Lineage: Eukaryota; Fungi; Ascomycota; Eurotiomycetes; Eurotiales; Aspergillaceae
Source: the annotation of a GenBank genome assembly
AUGCAGAGAUCUGCAGACGGUAUCUACAACAUCCCAUCCUCUACUAUAAAAGGAACACACAAUCACCAUGUACUCAGUCUUUAUAAAUCAGCUGCUACAUUGACCGAACUGAUCUGGAUAGCCUACAAUCCAAACUCUAGCAUGUCUGCAAAUCGAGUCAGAGCCCUGGAGGGAUUCGUCCAGUCAUGGGUGAUAGCGCCUGAUAAACCGAAGGAAGAGAACCCAACAUCUACAGCGGAGAAUUCAAAGAACCAGCAAGAUACAAUAUCCCUACCCCCAAAGAACGAUAAGGACAAAAAUAAUGUUAGCCCAGAGUCCUCAGUAUACUCUGGCCCCGAGCUCAUCAUGCCGUCACUAGACGCGAUCUCCAUCACGGAAGGGUCUUGGUUUGCUCCAGACCUGCGACCUGAAGGGCAAUCCCUUAGGAAAAGACGAAAGAAAGCUGGAGAAUCAGAAAAACAGAAGAAGAAUUCUAAAGUCGCGUCCGAAGAUAGCUCCAAGGCUGCUUCUUCUUCGCCCAAGAACGAAAGGGAAAACACAUCGCUGCGUGCUUUAGCAUCGUCGUUCCUGACCUGGGUCCUAGAAAAGAUCAUCAGACCGGGGAUCAAUCUUCUUCUCUUCGCAGCCAUCCUUCAUAUACUCGUUGUGCCCGAGCUGGUCUACCAGCAUCCGAGUCUCUGCGGUAUCGCACUGAUAUCGAAGCUCUAUCCCGCAAAGUGUGCUGCUCCACGUUAUCAGCAGCAUCAUGGCAUCAACCCUCUGACCCGAAAUUCACCCUCCCGCUAUGACUCAAUUAUCACAUCCCAGAGAAAGCUAGAGACUCUAUUCAAUGGAACCCUCCAAGCUUUAACCCCGCUCAACAUCUCCCUGAAGCAAAGCGAGUCCAUGCUCCGCAACGUCCACGGAGACCUGAAACAGAUAUACCCCGGUGUCAAGAACGCAUUGGACCUCGAAUUUCAAGGCUGCUGGCAGGCCAUCCGCGCCGCGGUCCAGAACUUUGACUCUCUAAAAGCAGACAUGCAAUCCGCCGUGAGUAGCUUGAUGGCUACAGGAUCCUUACAGGCGAACCUGGGCAUCCAAGAACAACAACAGCAACAGACCACUUUAUCAGCAGCACCACUGCACUACUCGGAUGCAACCAAGGCUACGAGACUCUCAACACAACUCCUCCGUCGAGAACAGUACCUCGAACGCCUCAGUUCACAGAUGCAAUCCAAAGCAGACUCCCUCUGCGACAAUCUCGCCACGCUAGAUGACCACCUUGAGUCCAUCGAGGCCAUCGUCAACCGCGAAGAGAAAUACCACCAUCAACAAAACCCGCACUUCUCCCAGUCCGACGAUCAGUCGCUGGUCCGCAGUAGCCUCCGUGCGGCAUUCGAUUCCUUCCUUCCCCAUGCGUCGGGGAAGUUCUUUUCCACCAUCAAGAAGCCGUCCUCAUCUUCCACUGACGAAGAUCCAGCGGUAGCGGAAAGUCCUUACCGGUCUGUACCGCGGUUGCUGCGCAAUGCAGCGAGUCGCCAUCGUCCUGUGAUGGUCUUGACACAGAAGCUGUCGAGACAGUUGCAGAAUAUGCAGAGGAAUAAAAUUUAUUCUUAG